AGAAAGUGUUCUGAGAUGGAUGCCGGAGACAGAGAGACUGUGUGCGUGAGUCGAUAGUAAACAGAGGCAGGGUUGUGUGAAUCUUACAGCUGAAGGUAGGCUCAUUGUUUUUAUUUAUUAGUAAUUGAUUUGUUGUUUUGAACAGAAGAUUGUUAAACUGCAGCUCCCUGUGCAUCACUGUGGAUGUGACUGAGAAAGGGUCAUGAUGAGCUCGUUGCACAGAAAUCAACAAUCUGCAGCAGCUGAUAUAAAGUAUCAUGGCUUGUUCAACCAAGGGGCCACAUGUUACCUGAACAGUGUGCUGCAGGUGCUGUUCAUGACCAAGGACUUCAGAGAGGCUGUGGAAAGGUGCGCCCCUCAUAACCCUGAUUGUAUUGAUCCUCAACUCAGAGACGUGUUUGAUGAGUUACUGAAACGACCAUCAAACACCUAUAAAAUCACAAAGAAGCUGGGCAUCCACACAGUGAACGAGCAGCGCGACGCUGCCGAGUACUUUGAGAAGAUUCUAACUCUGACCAGUUCUGACGCAUCACAGAUCUUCCACGGAGAGUUGACGCAUAAGAUCACAUGUUCCCACUGUCGCGAAGAGAAUAACACAGAUGGGAGAUUUUGGCAUCUUCCUCUUGAACUGGUGGAUUCCCACAGUGAAGUCUUCAGAGUGGUGGAUGGCAUCGAUGAAUAUUUCCGAACCUCACGUUUAAGCGGAGAAAACCAGAUGUACUGUGAUCGCUGUGAGACCAAAUCUGAUGCUACUAUCACAUGUGCAAUGAAGCAUCAUCCCGAUGUGCUGACGCUGCUGCUGAAGAGGUUUGACUUUGACUACCGUUACAUGUCGUAUGUCAAAAACAACCGGGUCGUGGUUGUUCCCUCCUCCCUACAAAUCCCAGAGAAUCAGUGGUAUGAGCUGUAUGCGUGCGUGGAGCACUCCGGUGAUCUUAGAGGUGGACAUUACACAGCAAAGAUAAAGUCCCAGGAUGAUGAGAAGUGGUACUACUUCGAUGAUGACAGCGUCAAGUUGCUGAUUAACCAGCCGUUCCAGACUGGCAAUACUGAGAAAUCCCAGAGUUCUCAUCUUCUUUUUUACAAGAAAAAGAAAACUGCAUACUCCAAUGGAUUGUGUCAGCCUGCAAACAGAGGCCAUGUUCCUGAUCGUAAGGGUUGUAACAAGAAUAGACAGGACUUGGGGGAUCAAAAAGAGGCCAGAAAACAUGAGAUAGAUAAGAGGACGAUGAUGAAGGUUGAGGAGGAGGAGGGAGGAAAGGAGGCAGAAGCGUAUGCCAGUGCAGAGAAGAGAGGACUGUUCUCAGUAGGAACCCAACUUGUGAAAAGAGAAGAUGAUCCGAAGUGUGAGCGUGGAAAACAGAAACCUGUUUGGAACAAACCACAGAAGGGUUUCAUUCCCAACAGAUCAGAGCCUGAACACAAGCAGGAGAAAGAGGCCAGAAACAGGUCUCGUGAUCAUCCUCAAGUUUGUGUGGAGGAACUUAGAGAUAAGGAAAGAAUUGAUAAAAAAGAAAAGAGAAAAUUCUUUAAAAGGGAUGCAAAAGACCUAAAACAUGAAGGAUUGGACAAAGUGGAUGAUGAUGAGGGAGGUAAACAGGGAAAAGGUUACGCUGGUCAGAACAAAAAGAGAAAGGAUGAGAGGAUGGAAAAAGACAACAAAGGACCUGCUGGUGAUAGAAAACGUGACAUGUGGGGGUCUAAACUGGGAAGGAUCCGCAGGUGGCACGAAAGAAAAAAGGAGAGGAGGAAUGUGAAGAGAGACGAGAAACGGAGGAGAGGAGGUGAUGAAGCUGCACAAAGGAAAAGAAGAUCCUCAGCCAAGGGUCGCUUUGCAGAAGGUUCAGAGGAUGAGAGAAGAUUAGGUGAUGGACCAGAGGAGAAACAAGAGAGAAACAGAGAGAACCAGGGAGACAGCAGUGCUGGAAAUGAGGAGUGGGAUAGGAAAAGCCAAAGAGGCAGUGAGGCGAAGAACAGAGAGAAAACCCCACAGGACACCUCAAACAAUAGAGAGAGUAUCGAAAGACAAUCUGACCCAAGACCGAAUGAAAGGGUGACUUUGACGAAGGGCCUGAGCAGGAUAAACCUGAACGAGUCGCCCUCUCCAGAGCCACAGCAACGCACGGCUGGAAACACACAGGAGGAGAGUGAGACAGACGCCUCUCCUCAAUCGAGAGGAGAUCAUGCAAAGAAACAAAAUGACACACCUGGCUGUUUCGCUUUUUUUUCCCAGAAUCCAGUAUCGGAAUAAGAUAAAGUACACACGUUGUCCAAGAUAACAUGAUUUUACACGACUGCAUGUCAAAGUGGUGAUUAUACAUUAUCUCAAUAGACACUACAGUAUAAUCAACACUGUAAUGCUGCAUAUUUUGUGUUGUUGGAAGUCUUUAAUUUGUUCUGUGUGGUUCCGUCUAUUUAACAGAUCAUCUUUGAUGGUUUUUGGUUGUGUAAAAUGCAUCACUUCAAUUCCUGUUCAAGUAAAUGGUUUAAAUGAGA
Messenger RNA from Hippoglossus stenolepis (Pacific halibut), 2496 nucleotides. Its product is annotated as ubiquitin C-terminal hydrolase 13-like. The coding region runs from base 203 to 2251 and encodes 682 amino acids. Gene Ontology annotation, cellular component: nucleus; cytosol. Gene Ontology annotation, molecular function: cysteine-type deubiquitinase activity; cysteine-type endopeptidase activity. The record is from RefSeq and is a predicted model, not a curated record. NCBI's taxonomy places the organism in Eukaryota, Metazoa, Chordata, Actinopteri, Pleuronectiformes, Pleuronectidae. The transcript has 11 exons. Gene Ontology annotation, biological process: protein deubiquitination.